Molecule: messenger RNA, 3936 nt
Organism: Thyridium curvatum
Lineage: Eukaryota; Fungi; Ascomycota; Sordariomycetes; Thyridiales; Thyridiaceae
Exons: 6
Coding region: 1-3936 (1311 amino acids)
Molecular function (GO): ATP hydrolysis activity; ATP binding
Source: RefSeq, a predicted model, not a curated record
AUGGCCGAGGAGAAGGCAAAGAAAGUCGACGAGUCCGUCAGCAACAAUGAGGCUCCCGCCGAUUGCACCGAUUGGGAUGACGAGCGGGAUGACCUCACAACAAAGCCCGAAGCAUCUGGAACCGUCAUAGAUGAAAUAAAAGCCUUGAAGGAGAGGCUGCUAUUCCUCGAGAAGCAAUGCUCAGGCGGCUUGAUCUUGGACGAAGAAGAGUUGCCUCCUGAGCGGAUGCAACAAGCUCGGCGUGCCCGGAAAUGGGUACAGAAGGCAGAGACAGAAGCUGAGAGAACGGCAGAAGAGCGCGCCGAUUUCGGGAAAGGAAAAAGUGAUAUACAGGACGACCACGGCAUGUUUAAGAUACAAAAGGGUCUGUAUCAUAUUUCCAAACCGAGGGCGGGAAAACGGUACUUCCUUACAGCUCGGGCGGCUUCCAUGUUCGAAAAGGAGAUGGACAAGCUGCCCAUCGAGGGACUUCGAAUUCCCACGUCGCUGCGACCGCCGGAUCUGAGCAAACUCGGUGCCCGCAGUCAAUGGGAUGAGUCUGACAGCGACGCAUGGGACAGCGACGAGUCGACGAGGACGCGCGACUUUGACUACUUUCAGGCCCGCCUGCGAGGCGACUUUGAGUGGGAGGUCGACCGUCUUAACAUGCAGCGAAAGCGGUACGCCGAGUUCAAAAAGAAGAAGCAACUCAAGGAUGAUCUUAAACUCUGGAACGCCCGUGCUGGUCAGGUUCAAAUCAAAGACGGCGAUGGCAACGUUGUUGGCAGCAGCAAGAACAACGUGUCUCCGUCGAUUGAAUCGCUUACGCAAGGAGACCUACCCGGACUGCUCAUCAUGGACUGGAACGGGUUCAGCGCCGUCCUGCUAAGUUCCAGUCGUCCAUUCUCCUCAGCCAUUAUCAUACUCGAGGGCGAGCCCAAGAUUUCAACCAGUGUAUCCUUCCUCAGACACAUGUUUAGGCCACCCGUCGCCAAGAAUACGUCUGAGAAAGCGGAGCCAGAGUAUGACGGCCACACAGUGCUCCCCGAACGCAUAUGUAUAUUCUCCGAGCCAUUAAUCAGAUUGCUAUCUGAGCUCACAGAAUCGGAAAUCUCCCCCGGAAAUGACAUCCAGAACCCCAGCGUCGUUCUCUUGCGCCCCUACCGCCUUCUCACUCACUACGACAUCGCCAUCCGCAAGAUGCACGAAACACUCACAGGCCGUGUUGCUGAACUCAACACUGCCUUGCCUGAGGACGGGAAACUUGAUCCUAGUCCAGUUCCUGCCACGCCUGCCCCUACUCUUGCUGAUCUCGACGAUGCUGGUGGCAACCAACCUGAUGUUCCAGCCGGGACCAACAGCCUCAACACAAGUGAAGAAAAGACUUACAGCAAAGCCAAAGAGGAUCUACAGCACCUGUCCUGCUUGAUAAGCUUCAUGGACAAUUAUCUAUCCAAGCGUAUAACCUGGCUGAAGUCGGUUCACUGUGAGAAAAUCCAUUUCUCUGAUAUCUGGCACAUCUACAAGCCGGGCGAUUUUGUGAUCUCGGCCAACGGCAAGCAGGUGUACCAGGUAGCGGCCGUCGAUAGUGGUCAGCACAGGGGCAAAGACCCUUACAGUAUCUUCGGAAACCGCAAUGUCGAUGAGGAUGACAGAAUGGAGGCUGCACAGAAUGCCGUCAUCUCAUGUGUGUACAUCAGCUACGACGGCACUCUGCUCGGCCCCGUCGUGGAACCUUUCCUAGUCAAAAGGUUCGACGGAGAGCGGAGUAUUACUACGCUGGAGGUUCUACCGCUCCGUUACCACGUGAUGAAGAUGCCUGAGGUGGCACGGCGGCUCGCCAAGUUCGAGGGCGACGCCCAGAUCCGCGCGCUCGAGACAGAGAUAGAGAUUUUCCGGGAGGAACUAGCUUGCCGUGGCCGUAAAUUCGUCUCCGUCGCGGCGGUCAAGCAUAUGGAUUAUGCCGGACUCACGGCGGACAAGCGCGACGACGUUGAAAGCCAGGUAAUGAUCGACGUGCAAGAAGCUUUUGCAGUCGAGGAGAACGCCGAUCAACGCCCGAAGUUUAGCCGUGUGCAUGGCACCUAUACGGACAAGAGCAGUAGUAUAACACUCUGCAAUUCCGAAUGCUGCUUCCGCCAAAACAUCCAUCUCGACACAGUUGUCCAGGCCAAGGCACAUGAAGAUUUUGUUGCCGCGAAGCUCGAGAAGCUUGACUCCUCGGAAACCGUCCAGCCUCCUGUCUCUCUGGUUGCGCGUAACGUCGCAGAGGUCAAGGCCGAUGGAUCUCUCUUGACUACCGCCGACUUCAUGAUAAUGUCCUAUUCCGUCUUUGGCUUUGUCCUGCGCAAUCGAUCUUGGUCAAAAUUGGACUUGGAUUUUCUCAGCGACAUAGAUAAGGCAGAAGAGUCUGCAGAGGCCCAGUUCGAGGGUACUCAUACAAAGGACAGUGAUGACAACGAAGGCGGAGACACGAGUGACGAUAGCGACAACGAUGAUGGUUCCAACAACGCCAGCAAGACGACUUUUUCUCAGCUGGUCCUCCCUCCUGGACACAAGAAAAUGGUGUUGUCUCUUGUGUCGCAGCAUUUCAGGAACAAGGAGUCGUUCAAGAGGCGAAACGAAAAGGUGGAUAUCGUCAAAGGCAAAGGUAAGGGCCUGAUCAUUCUCCUUCAUGGCGCUCCUGGGGUUGGAAAGACAACGACUGCUGAGGGUGUGGCCGAAACAUUUGGCAAGCCGCUAUUUCAAAUCACAUGUGGUGACUUAGGAACCAACGCUGAAGAAGUGGAGGAAUCGCUGCAGAAGACCUUUGCUCUUGCCAGCCGGUGGGACUGCAUUCUACUCCUGGACGAGGCCGAUGUGUUCCUCGCGGCCCGUCGACGCGACGACUUCACUAGGAAUGGCUUAGUAGCGGUCUUUCUACGAGUCCUUGAGUACUACGCCGGCAUUCUUUUCCUUACCACUAAUCGCGUGGGUGAUCUUGACGAAGCCUUCACCUCCCGCAUCCAUAUGAUCCUGCACUACCCGCAGCUUGACAGGGUCUCGACUGGCAGAAUCUGCCGACUGAACCUCAACAUGAUUCGCGACCGCUACAAGGCUGCUGGCCGCCAUAUCAAGAUCGACCAGGACGAGAUCGAGGAUCACGUCCGUGAGUACUGGGAUCACCACAAAGAUGCCCGCUGGAACGGUCGCCAGAUUCGCAAUGCUUGCCAAACUGCCCUCGCCCUGGCUGAGUACGACACCCAGCCCAAGAACAAGAAGCACGACCUGGCAGAGCAGACCCACGCCAGAGUCCACCUCAAAGUCCGCCACGUCAAGCGCGUAUCCAAGGCCUAUCUGGCGUUCCUUGAAUACCUGCGGAGCAUACACGGCACCGACUCCGAGACUCGAGCUAGGGAGCUGGGCCUUCGCGCCCUCGAGAGAGUCAUCGGAGAAGCUACCAUGGCCGCCGCCGACUCCUUCGGCGAACGUCUUAGACGGCGUGAUGGCACCUAUAGAGGAAGGGAGGCAGCAGCCCAGCACAGGUACUCAUUCCGUGACAAGUUUCGGCCUGACCUGUCGCCCAGACCUCAGCAACCGCCGCAGCAGCAGCCUUAUCCGCCUGCGCCGCAUGAUCCAUACAUGACGCAGGACUUGCCACAACGGCAGACAAAUUUUGCGCCCCAGCGACAGUUUCCAAGUCACGACCCAUAUACUCGUCCGCCUGCCCUAGACCCGCAGUCCAUGGCGUCUAUUGCCGGUGCCUCCGGGUAUGGCCCGGAACAAGAUUACGCCACAGCUUCGAGAAGCCCGCGGAUGGCGCCGGCUCAGACGUAUGGCCCGCCCCGGGAACAGCCACAGGCACACGAUGUCCCUCGAUAUGGUGCCUAUCCGCGCCAGGGGAAUGUGCCCGAUUAUGAAGCGGCACCGGGCCCUAGUUCUUACCAGACAUCCCGUCCCUACCAGCAAGAACCGUAG